Loxodonta africana (African savanna elephant) is the source of this 684-nucleotide messenger RNA. It is a transcript of the gene IDI2, whose product is annotated as isopentenyl-diphosphate delta isomerase 2. Lineage: Eukaryota; Metazoa; Chordata; Mammalia; Proboscidea; Elephantidae. The record is from RefSeq and is a predicted model, not a curated record. The coding region runs from base 1 to 684 and encodes 227 amino acids. Gene Ontology annotation, biological process: isoprenoid biosynthetic process; isopentenyl diphosphate biosynthetic process. Gene Ontology annotation, cellular component: cytoplasm. Gene Ontology annotation, molecular function: isopentenyl-diphosphate delta-isomerase activity. The transcript is spliced from 4 exons.
AUGUCUCAAGUAAAUCUUGAUUGGGUUGAUGAGCGUCAGCUUCAGCGUUUAAAUGAAAGGUUAAUUGUCGUUGACGAAAGUGAUGAGGUUAUUGGUGCAGAUACCAAGAGGAAUUGCCACCUGAAUGAAAACAUUGAGAAAGGACUGUUGCACCGAGCCUUCAGUGUUGUCUUGUUCAACACAGAGAAUAAAGUCUUGAUACAGCAGAGAUCAGACUGCAAAGUUACUUUUCCCGGGUAUUUCACUGAGUCUUGCUGUAGUCAUCCUUUGUACAACCCACUGGAACUGGAAGAACAAGAUGCCAUUGGAAUCAGGAGAGCAGCUCAGAGACGCCUGCAGGCUGAGCUGGGGAUUCCCCCCGAGCAGAUUUCUCUAGAAGACAUUUUAGUUAUGACAAAGUAUCACCACAAGGCAAGAUCAGAUAGAAUCUGGGGAGAACAUGAAAUUUGCUACCUUCUGCUUAUAAGGAAGAAUCUCCCUGUGAAUCCAGAUCCCAGUGAAACAAGACGUUUCUGCUACAUGACCAAGGAGGAGUUACAGGAGUUGCUGGAAAGGGGAGCCAGGGGAGAAGUGAAAGUUACCCCGUGGCUGAGAGUCAUCGCAGAGAAAUUUCUGUAUAAGUGGUGGGCUCAUUUGGAUGAAGUAAUCCAGUUUGUUGAGCUUAAUAAAAUAGUCAGAGUGUGA